GGGCGGCUAAACAGUAUCAGUGUCAGUUCAGCCUUAUUCAAUUCAACUCAAACCGCCCCCAAAAGAGCAACCCUUCAAUCAAGAUGUACGCCAAGGUUGUGAUCUGUUUCGCUCUAUGCGCCCUGAGCUCAGUGUCGGCCGGAGUUCUGCCCGUGGCUGCUCCACUGGCUGCAGCCGGAGUCGUGGCUCCCUACGCCACCUCAUACAACGCUCACACCGUGAACCACAACAUUGCGGCCCCCUAUGUUGCGGCCACUCCAGUCGCUGCCCCAGUGGUUGCCAAGUAUGUCGCCGCUCCGGCUCCACUGGCUGCUGCCCGGAUCGUUUCCGCCGCUCCUGCCUUGGCUGCCUACAGUGCACCAGCCUUGGCCGCCUACAGUUCACCAGCCUUGGCCGCCUACAGUUCACCAGCCUUGGCCGCCUACACCGCUCCCGCUCUUGCUGCCUACAGUGCGACCCCAUACACCUAUCCCUACCUGAUCUAAACCUCGAUCCCAAAACCGCUAGCUCCCGACAGAAGAUUAAAUGUGUUCUAGUCAAAUUGACCGUUCAAGUUUCGUCCAAUAGCUGAAUUCAAUAAAUUUGUUAGUAGAGUAUUUUUGCAUGAAA
This is a messenger RNA of Toxorhynchites rutilus septentrionalis, 609 nucleotides long. Its product is annotated as vitelline membrane protein Vm26Ab-like. The record is from RefSeq and is a predicted model, not a curated record. The coding region runs from base 84 to 485 and encodes 133 amino acids. The transcript has 2 exons. Lineage: Eukaryota; Metazoa; Arthropoda; Insecta; Diptera; Culicidae.